Molecule: messenger RNA, 345 nt
Organism: Eruca vesicaria subsp. sativa (arugula)
Lineage: Eukaryota; Viridiplantae; Streptophyta; Magnoliopsida; Brassicales; Brassicaceae
Source: the annotation of a GenBank genome assembly
AUGGGCCAUAUUCAACAAGGCCCAUAUAAUUUCAUAUCAAUGAUCAACCACUUUGGAGCUACACUCUUCUUCUCCAUCUUUCCACAACCAUCCACAAAACCUAUCUUUCUAAACAGAAAAAUGAUGGCUCUUGCAGCUCCAGAGACACUCACUUCUGAAACAGUCACUGAUGUUUCCGACACUCAACAACCAAAACAACCAAGAAAAGAUGCAUGGGAAGAGCUUAAGUCUACUCUUGAAACUAAGCCAUGGAUCUCUCAGAAGAAGAUGAUCAUUCUCCUUAAUCAAGCAACUGACAUCAUCAAUCUCUGGCAACAAAGUGGCGGCAAUCUAACUUCCCAAUAA